UGUGUCUGUGAUGGUCCAGUGCAAAGAUAAGUGCUCCUCACAUCCAUCAAAUCCACAUUUUUGUUGUUGCUGGAUUUUUUUUUUUAGCAGAAAGAGGUGAUAUGGGUAAGUAACAAAUAUUGGCUUAUUACUUGCGAAUCUAAAAAAUGUGUAGGCUACAAAACCUUUUCUUGAACUGUAAAUGGAAAAUACUGUUGUCUCUGGGUCUGAAAUGAGGAGGGGCACAUUCACACAACACAAUGUUCUAUAUGCAACAGCUCAUGUACCUAAGUCACACACACACAUCACAUUUUCACACUUAUACUUACAAUGUUUCCCUUCGAGCUUCUUUUUAUUUCUCAGAUGUUCUGAGAAGAGGACAGGAAGUGCAAUAGGAAGUCAGAUGCAAAGCGUUGCCUUUUGAGUUUCUUUCUCGAAGACUAAACCUACAAGUUCCAUCUCUGUGGUCGUUGUUGUUGUAAGUGUUGUUAAUUUUUGUUUAACUAUAGAAGAGUGAAGACCAUAAAUCCCAAAGUCUAGACAAGAGCUGGACAAGUUGACAGAGUGUGGUUUUGCAGUAUGUUGCAAUGACAUGUGUACCUCUGACAAAACUUGGCUUCCUCGUGAUUCUCGCCUUCAUUAUCUGCAUCCCCGAGUUCUUCACUAUCAACAGAGUGCUGCGUGUGUCCCUGCUGUGUGGAGAUGAGGACAGCAGGGAUCAGGCUGGAGGCGAGUGGAGUAGAAGCUCGUGCGGUGAACACUGGGAGCCAAUCAGAGCGGCCGCCGAUCACAGGAACAUGACCAGAGCUGACAAGAGCUGCUUUGUGUGUCGGGCAGAUGUCAGUGCGGCUUGUCUUCAUCAGAACAGCUCCUCACCAGCUCAUCCUGUCUCCUUCGAAAUGUCUCUCAACUUGCAACAGAACAACACAACUCCACCAAAUAUCACGUUGCUGGGCUGGUACAACCACACCUCUCUACACCUUCACCUUUCUCACGACAACGACGACGAAGAGGAAAGGGAGAAAAACUAUGAAUCCAGUGAUGGCUUCAUGUACUGCGCCGCAUUGUCCGACACAGACACGGCCAACCACAGCUGCUGCCUCCUCUGUCUUUCUCUUCAGAUAUUUGCGAGGGAAGGGCUGCCAUGGAAACGUAGUACUAAAGACGAGUGGGGGCCUGUGCUCCGGGUGAUCUGGUUCUCGCUGCUGUGUGUGGUGCUGCUGGUCAUCGUCACCAUGGUCACUCAGAAAAUCACUAAAGGAAGAAGGCGACGCUCUGACAAGGCAAAGAUCUACCCUUUGAAUUACACUACUCCAGAGCAACAUUUAACUGACGAGAAGCAGCAAGAAGUCAACACUGCCAAUGCUUUGAAUCGUCGCAGAAUCUUUACUUGGUCAGCAUUGUCGUCUAUUGAGGAAGAGGAUACACCAGAUGAAAGCGAUGUGUUUUUGAACGACUACACUUGUAAUGAAAGGACUACAGUUGCAAAGGAAACUCACAUAAUCUAACCUCAUCCUCCAUCAGAACAGCAGACCACAGUGUGACCAUCAAAGAGCCCUCAAAGGAAACAACUGUUCUUUUAUCCUGUAAAUAAAACCACCUCAAACACGAGCAUCUCCGUCUUCAGGCACGUUUAAGCACGGUGGCUCAGUUUGUAGAGUCUUUGUCCAUUGAUGUCUGUGUAAUCCCUCAGUCGUCCAGGUCUGAUCCAUAGUAAAAACCAAAGUUAAAUCUCUCAACUAGACAAAACGUUGCAGGAGUGAAGACGUUUAGCUGCUCAUCCAAGUCUGUACAGCUCCAUCUCAAAGCCACCAACCGCUCCUUUGAAGACAGUGAGGUUCAGAUCUGAGCCACAGACAAGAAAUGGUUUGAGAGAGGAUUUAAAGAAGAUAUUUUUGUUAGGAAAGACUAUCCUUCAUUGAACAGAAAUGGGGGCCUUAGACAUAAUCUCUCACAGAUCUAUAACUCCAUCCUCAGACCCAAAGCAAACAAAGGAAACAAAGAGAACAAUACCCAGUAGGUUGAAUAGAGGACAUUAAGGCUGAAGUGUAGUUAGCUCCUUCCUUCAGAUAGAUAUAAGGCAGUGUCCAGCAGUAAUCUGACCAGAACUGAAGACGAGCAGCGAAACGUCUUCACUCGUACAAUGUUUUGUCCAGUUGACAGAUUUAACAUUGGAUUUUAUUACUUUUGUCCACUGAUCAGAAGUUUAAAUCCUGCAUUUGACUUAAAAAUCACUGGUAGAAUGGUCAGAUCCGCUGGCCCACAGGUUGACGAUGCGAUUCCCGGUCCCACAGAUGAAUGGUGUCGUUGUGUCCCAGUUUCUACGUACACUGGUUUCUACGCCCCCAGUUUCUGCGUACACUGGUGUAUGAUGUGUGUGUGAAUGAUUCCUUGAUGUAAAGCGCUUUGAGUGCCUUGAAGGUGGAAAAGCGCUAUAUAAAAAUGUGACCAUUUACCAUUUAUAGAUUCAUGCACUACAUGCCCAAAGUCAAAUGAAUAAAUUAGCUCAAAAUGUCAAGCCUGCUUUGCAAAUGAGUUAUUUAUAUUCGGGUUUGCUGUUAAAGCUGGUGAAAACACUGGUUCAGAAAGACAUGCCAAAACAUUAAGAUGCAAUAUGGAGUC
Molecule: messenger RNA, 2601 nt
Organism: Periophthalmus magnuspinnatus
Lineage: Eukaryota; Metazoa; Chordata; Actinopteri; Gobiiformes; Gobiidae
Exons: 10
Coding region: 567-1487 (306 amino acids)
Source: RefSeq, a predicted model, not a curated record